Molecule: messenger RNA, 586 nt
Organism: Acaulospora morrowiae
Lineage: Eukaryota; Fungi; Glomeromycota; Glomeromycetes; Diversisporales; Acaulosporaceae
Source: the annotation of a GenBank genome assembly
AUGCCAUUCCUUGGGAAGAUUAAGUCUCAAUAUGAAAUGUGGAAGAUUAACAAGUACACUAGGCGUCGAUCCACAUUGGCCAAAGACUUUGAGCAAAGAGAUCCAGAUUUCUACAAGCAAAAUUAUGUAAACGGGGUAUAUUUAAACACCAUACCUAACCAAGAGAGUUACAACAAGAACUCCAGGAGCUUUGCAAAGAAACCCAGAAAAGUUCGAAAGACCGCGAAUUGUAUUGACUCAAAGUCUACGCACGUGUUAAAGUCGGUCACCAUGAAACUCGUAAGGUUUGUGAAGAGAGACAUCACGAACCCCGUUUCGUGGUUUUCAAUCAUGUUGAACAAUGAAACGGUUACGAUAGAACUCAAAAAUGGGACCAUAGUUCACGGAACGAUUACCGGGGUUGACAUGAGUAUGAAUACUCACCUUAAAACCGUUAAAAUGACGGUGAAAAACAAGGAUCCCGUCAACUUGGACUCUUUGAGCAUCAGAGGGAAUAACAUCAGAUAUUACAUUUUACCGGAUUCGCUCCCAUUGGAUACCCUUUUGGUAGACGAUACACCAAAGGCCAAAGCAAAAAAGAAAGAAA